AUGCAUCAUAAUCAAACUAUUAUAGUAGCUAUUACACUACUGUUGUUGGUGUUAUUGGAAUAUAACAAUCAGGUGGUUGAAUCAGUAUACAUAUUGAAUUGGAAUGAAAAGGCGUUGUGGACUGGUUUCGGAAUACAUCCAUUCCCGUUACCAAACUAUGUAGGACAAUAUAUAACCAAGAAAGAGUGUGAGGUAGAGUGCUACUAUUUGGGUGACCGAGCAAGAUUGGCAGAUGCUGAUGCAGUACUGUUCGAACCACAACAGAUUGGAGGAUGGGUCAGACAAUACUUUGACGACCCUCUCACACCAUUUCCUCAAAAGGAGCCACACCAAAAGUGGAUCAACUUUGGCUUUGAACACGACGAGUACUUUCCAUUAGCAUCUGAAAAAAGAUUCGUUCAACAUAUGGAUAUCAACAUGACCUAUAGGAGUAGUUGUAACGUACCCACUACAUUUGCAUGUAGUUGGGGACAACAAUAUAAUGGAUCGGUCAAUGACUUUUAUGUCACUCCAAAAGAGUUCAACGUCAAAAGGAGUGCUGCCGUAUUCAUGGCUGAAAAUUGUUGUCUUGGUGGUGCUUCAUUUAGAAAUAUUUAUUUAUUGGAAAUGAUGAAAUAUACAAAGGUUGAAAGUGUAGGAUCAUGUUUACACAAUUAUGAUAUUCCUGUAGAGGAGACUCAAAAAUCGAUUUGGACAGACUUGGGUAAAGCAAUGAUCAACAAGGUUAGAAUCCUAGGAAGAUAUAAAUUUGCUCUAACAUUUGAAAAUAAUAAUCUAACAGACUAUGUAUCUGAAAAGGUAUAUACUGCUUUAUUGAGUGGAGCAUUACCAGUUUAUAUGGGAGCACCAAACAUUUAUUCAUAUAUUCCAGAGAAUAGUAUCGUUGACACUAGUAAAUUCUCCAAUCCCAAACAAUUGGCAGAUUAUUUAAAUUAUUUGACCAAUAAUGAAACAGCCUAUCAAGAAUACUUUGCAUGGAAAAAGAAACCUUUGCCACAACACUUGAUCGAGAAAUAUGAAAGGUGUAUUUUCUAUACAGGUGAAUGUGCUCUUUGUAAACAUGUUGAUAAACUUUUAAAAGAGGAUAAAUUAAAAUUAGGAAAUAUUGUUCAAUAUCGAGUAAAUUAUGGAGAACCAAAUCAUGUAAGACAUUCAAUGAGAGCACUCAGUUUAAAGAAUGGAACUUGUAUGAGAUUAUAUCAAGAAUCAAAAUCUCACGUAAUAGGUGAUAAUGGAUUCACCAUAUCAUUUUGGAUUGAACCUUUUCAUCUCGGUACAUCACAUAUCAUUGAAAUUGGAGAUACCAACUAUAAAUGUGAAAUUCAGACAUAUAGGAUACUAAAGAAAACAUUUAUUAGAUUAUGUGUCGAUGGUCAAUGCUUUGCGAGUGAAAGACCACUACGAAAAAAGGAAUGGACUCAUGUAGGAUUUGUUUUAACAGAGACCAAGGCAAUAAUAUAUAUGAAUGGAAAGCCAGAUGUUGAGGACCUAGUCGGAGGUGGUCCCAAACCAAGUGGGCUCGAUCUCAAGGUUGUUUCAGUUGGCUGUGACAGACCAGCGUUGGCUGGUCAUAUGGACGACCUAACGAUAUACAAGAGAGCACUGACCGAGGAUGAAAUAGGCAUUUUAAUGCACAAAAAACUAAGAGGCAAUGAAAAGGAUUUGAUUCUCUACCUUACAUUCAACGAUAUCGAUGGACCAACCGAUUACUCGAUCAACCACUACAGCGCCAAAUCACAACUCGCCGACACUGUCGAAAUCACUCAUCGUCCUCUCAACCUACGUUGUUGCGAUUAUAAGAAGAAUUAA
This is a messenger RNA of Cavenderia fasciculata, 1809 nucleotides long. RefSeq names its product glycosyltransferase (gene fut3). Lineage: Eukaryota; Evosea; Eumycetozoa; Acytosteliales; Cavenderiaceae. The coding region runs from base 1 to 1809 and encodes 602 amino acids. The record is from RefSeq and is a predicted model, not a curated record. Gene Ontology annotation, molecular function: alpha-(1->3)-fucosyltransferase activity. Gene Ontology annotation, cellular component: membrane. The transcript has 6 exons.